AUGCCAGCCCUCGAGUCUAGCCAUGUUUCGGUUAUCACGAUGGCGUCUGCUCCAGAUGCGCGAGCCUCCACUUCUGGCCACUUGUUACUUACACUCGCGGCAUUGGUUCCUGGGGAGAAAGCCGGUCGCUCGGGACUUAUACCCAAGCGCUGCGUCCGUUUUUUGGGACACCCACCUGUGUCCCUACCCUUGCCUGCCCUCUCUUCGAGUAUGGAAGCCAACUUGCACACUCCGAUCUCAUUCGAGACCGUGAAUACCUUGAGCGCGCUCGGAGGGCCACUACAAAAGCCGUACUUGGAUUUGGGGACCUCCCCCACCCAACGCGAUGUGUUCAAGCUAAAGAAAAGCCAGGCGAGCUCCGUUUGGACUCCGAACGGCAAUCAAAAACCGUUACCCUAG
Molecule: messenger RNA, 399 nt
Organism: Echinostoma caproni
Lineage: Eukaryota; Metazoa; Platyhelminthes; Trematoda; Plagiorchiida; Echinostomatidae
Source: the annotation of a GenBank genome assembly